AAUAAAUGCAAACCAUGAAUUAUAAUUCAUAAACAAACAAUUUCCCUGAAUUUUUUUUUCUAUACUGCUAUUCCUGCUGUUCUAAUAUUGUUUCCUUUAGAAAAACAACAUGGCUGGCAGUACUAGUACACAGAGCACAAGCUCAUCUGUGUCGGCUUUUAUAUCGACUUUGAUCCCAAAUUUGAUCAUUUUUGCCGUGUUCUUGCUCAUCUUCAUCCUUUUGAGAAAGAAACAAUCCAGAGUUUAUGAACCUAGAACUACCGUUAGCACUGUGUCUCCAAACUUAAAACCCGAUGAAGCUCCAAGAGGAUUGUUCAGUUGGUUGUCUCAUAUUUUGGGUAAGCCUGAAUCAUUUAUCAUUCAACAAGCAGGGGUUGAUGGGUACUUUUUUGUUCGGUUCUUGUUUGGAUUCGCCUCAAUUUGCUUCUUAGGCUGCUGUAUUUUAUGGCCUAUCUUGUUCCCAGUCAAUGCUACCCACGGAAAGGGUAGAUCUGGAUUUGAUAUAUUGUCUUACUCUAAUGUUGGAAACAAGUGGAAGGUUUUUGCACAUGUUUUUUUGAGUUGGAUAUACUUUGGAUGUGUCCUUUUCUUUAUGUACAGAGAAUUCGUCUACUAUACCACUUUCAGACACGUUUUGCAAACCACCCCUUAUUAUGGUUCGUUAUUAUCUACUAGAACUUUGUUAUUGACUGAAAUACCUGAGAUAUUGACUGAGGAGGCUGAAUUGAGAACUUACUUUCCUACUGCUACCAAUAUUUGGUAUGGUAGAGAUAUGAAGGAAUUACAAAAGAAGGUCAAGGAAAGAACCAAAUUAGCUAAGAAGUACGAGGGUGCUUUAAACAAAGUUGUAAGCAAAGCUGUUAAAUUGAGAUUGAAGCUUCAAAAGAAGAACAAGCCCGUGCCAGAGCCUGCAGAUGAUUUGAACAAGUACUUGAAGGAUGGUAAGAAGAGACCAACCCAUAAAUUGAAGUUUUUGAUUGGUGAAAAGGUUGAUACUUUGAACUAUGGUGCUGAAAAGUUGGGUGAGUUGAACAAGGAAAUCAAGAAGGAUCAAUUGGAGUCUCAAAGUAACACUCAAUUACCUUCUGUUUUCCUCGAAUUUCCCACUCAAUUGGAAUUGCAAAAGGCUUACCAAGCCAUUCCUUACAAUCCAGAUUUAAAGGGGACUAAAAGAUUCAGUGGCAUUGCUCCAGAUGACAUUAUUUGGGAAAAUUUGGAUUUGACUCUUUGGAAGAGAAAAUUAAAGAAGUUCAUUGCCUCUACUGUUUUAACUUUGAUGAUAAUUUUUUGGGCAAUUCCUGUGGCUGUUGUGGGUGCCAUUUCGAAUAUCAACAACUUGACUGAUAAGGUUCAUUUCUUGAGGUUUAUUAACAACAUGCCACCCAAAUUGAUGGGUAUUAUCACUGGUCUUUUACCCGUUGUUGCUUUGGCCGUUUUGAUGUCUUUAGUUCCACCUUUCAUUAAGAAGAUGGGUAAGAUUUCUGGAUGUAUUACUAUCCAAGAGGUAGAAGGUUAUUGUCAAGCCUGGUUCUACGCUUUCCAGGUUGUUCAUGUCUUCUUAGUUACAACUGUAGCCUCAGCAGCUGCUUCCACCGUUACUUCUAUUGUUUCUAAUCCAAAACUGGCUAUGGACUUAUUAGGUCAAAAGAUUCCCCCAGCUUCAAACUUUUAUAUUGCUUACUUUUGUUUGCAAGGUCUUGGUAUUUCCUCAGGUUUGAUGGCUCAAGUUGUUGCUUUGAUUUUGGCUCAAUUUUUGGGUAAGAUUUUAGAUUCUACUCCAAGAGCUAAAUGGAACAGAUGGAACACAUUGGGUCAACCAGGAUGGUCUGUUAUUUAUCCAACAUACCAGUUGUUGGGAUCCAUUGGAAUUAUUUAUGCUAUCAUUGCUCCUUUGGUGUUGGGAUUUGCUUUCCUCACGUUUGUGUUCAUCUACGCUGCUUACCUUUACAUGUUGACUUAUGUUAUGACACCUAACAUUCAUGAUGCUAGAGGUAGAAAUUACCCAAGGGCUUUGUUGCAAUUGUUUGUUGGUCUUUACUUGGCUGAAAUUUGUUUAAUUGCUUUGUUUGUCUUCCAAAAGAACUGGGCAUGUGUUGCUUUAGAGUCUGUUGCUGUUGCUGCAUCCGCUGCUACUCACAUUUACUUGAAAUGGAAAUUUUUGCCGUUGUUUGAUACUGUUCCAAUCUCUGCCAUCAAAUAUGCUAAGGGUGAUACAACCUACCAAUAUCCUAUGUAUGACCAAGGUACUAAGGAGAUUAAGGUUGAAGGUGAAAACUACUGGCAAGGAGGUAAUCAGUUGGGAUUGGUAGAUGGAGAUUCCAGUUCGGAUAAACCUCAAACUGGUGCUGGUGCUGCUUCUACUUUACCAGAAUCCGACUAUUCUGCUAAAAACGAAGAAGAGAACUACGGAUCUUUCAAGAAAGACUUGGAGGCUAAACCUGAAGAGAAUGUUUUAGGGAAAGUAAAUCCAGCUAAAGGUGUUUCAUGGCUCAAGAGAUUUUUCCAACCAAAGACAGAGACUUUUGACCUUAUUAGAGGUAUCAUACCAGAUGCUUACUUCAACUAUGUGACUUACAAUGAUGACUUUAUUAAACAUGCCUACGAUGACCCAAGCGUUCAAGAUGACGAACCUCACAUUUGGGUUGCUAGAGAUGAUUUAGGAUUGUCUGAGAUUGAGAAGAACAAAGCUUUGGAGCAUGGUGUGGAUGUGAGUGACGAAAACACUACCUUUGAUGCGAAGGGAAAGAUCUCAUACACCGGUCCACCACCUUCAUAUGAGGAAGCGAUCAAAGUCUAGAUAUUUCUAAUAAUCCUACUUAAUUUUUAGUGCUUUUGUAUUUCAAAUGAAUGAUGUAAUAUUAAGA
This is a messenger RNA of Yamadazyma tenuis ATCC 10573, 2864 nucleotides long. RefSeq names its product Phm7p (gene PHM7). Gene Ontology annotation, molecular function: calcium-activated cation channel activity. NCBI's taxonomy places the organism in Eukaryota, Fungi, Ascomycota, Pichiomycetes, Serinales, Debaryomycetaceae. Gene Ontology annotation, cellular component: plasma membrane. The record is from RefSeq and is a predicted model, not a curated record.